Molecule: messenger RNA, 861 nt
Organism: Tremella mesenterica DSM 1558
Lineage: Eukaryota; Fungi; Basidiomycota; Tremellomycetes; Tremellales; Tremellaceae
Exons: 3
Coding region: 1-861 (286 amino acids)
Source: RefSeq, a predicted model, not a curated record
AUGUCUGCUGCACGAAGAGCUACCAUGGUCAUAGCUGCUAACCGUUUCUCCGAAGAGGAGGAGGAAGACCGGGAAGUUCGUCCGAUGACGAAGGAGAUUCGGUCGCGAACACCGAACGACGAGCAGCGGGGGGCGACGAGCGAGCGACGGGCGAAGAGCGAGAAGUUGUCGAGACUUUCCUCUCGAUCACAUUCUUCGCCCUUGGGAGCAAGCUCCCACCUUCCAGGUUGGGCCGCAAGGAGGGCCAAGAGACUCGCCGAAGUUCUUACCGUUCCCGGACGAGGAACAGGCGAGGAAGAGGGGGCUUCAACCCGUACCCGUUUGCGAGCGGGGGUGGGCGAGGACAAAGCGGACGAAGAGGAAGAGGACACCGAUAUUGGUGAAGAAGUUCGUCGAUGUCUCUUCUUAGGAGACCGAAGGAUGGAAGAUUUUCUUCUUAAACUCGCCUCUUUCGAGGGAGCUUUUCUCUUGGCCGGAGUCGAGGAUGGACCGGCGACGGGAGCGGGAGGCGCGGAAGACGAGGAAGACGCCGACAGAGAAGGGAGAGCGGCCGACAAGGAAGAGAGGCGAAGGCCAGCCGAGCUGGCAAGGCGGCGGACGAAGGACGAAGGAGGAGCAGGAGGGGGAGACUGGACCCGGGACACUAACAUCAGCCAUGACACGAAACUUCUCCACGAAAUUCUUAGGCAAUUAGAACUUACUGCUUCGAGUCCUUCGGGCAACGUUCGAAGGAGGAGAUUUGACGAGUUUUCGAGGGGUAGACGGGGCCAUGAUAAGGGUGUUCCCGUCGUCAACGUUGUGUUUCAUGGAGUCCAGGAUACCACGAAGAUCCCUGGAUACGAGAGAAAAUUUUUAGGCUAA